AUGGACGUUGACUUUGCUCCGUUUCAAAAAAUUCCACGCGAAAAACAACGCAACGAUGCAAAAACGGGAACAAUUGAUCGGGAUCCAGAGUACGUGGCCUUUCUAAACGAGUUGGCGAAACCAAAAAACAAACUUCCUAGUGCUGAAACACUUGUGGAUAUGGCAGAAGGUGAGACGGUCGAAAAGCCCGUAGCGGCGUUGGUCAAGUACUUGAAUGAAAAGAAAGUUAACAGCCGUGAGAAGAGCAAAGGAAAAUUUGGGGGGAAACCAAUUGUCAAGAAUGCCCGUCGACAGAAGGGAAAGAAAGCGCAAAAAGUAACGAAGGACAAGUCGAAACUUUCGAAGGAGCGCAAUAAGAAAAGUAGCGUUGACACAGUUGACCUUAAGAGUCGCAAGCAACGCGGAAAAGUGUCUUUGCAAAAGGAGCCAACAAAACAGGAACUGGCAGAACCUGGCAUACUGCGCAUUAUGACUCCCAAGUCUGCUGUUGCGGCUGGCAGUUCUACUUUUACUCCUGUUGCCAAGUGGAAUGGAUCUGCGCUUUCGGCCGAUGCUAUUUCUGAACGUGGAUCUGAGAAGCGUGCUCCUAAAAGUGGCAAAAAAAUCGGCAGUCGUGGACGCAGCAACCACCAAAAGAGCAUCGAUGGAAUUGAUAGUGUUGACGGUGAUGGUACCAAUUUGAAACCAUCUUCACGCCGUAAAAGUGGGAAUAGUGGCAAGAAGGAGCCGAGCAACAAGGGCGAACGGAAAAAGAAGAAGGUAUUUGCGCCAAAGGAUGCAACUGCGCAAGGCACACCUUCCAAAAGUUGA
Messenger RNA from Peronospora belbahrii, 810 nucleotides. The record is from the annotation of a GenBank genome assembly. NCBI's taxonomy places the organism in Eukaryota, Oomycota, Peronosporomycetes, Peronosporales, Peronosporaceae.